Hymenoscyphus albidus is the source of this 1400-nucleotide messenger RNA. NCBI's taxonomy places the organism in Eukaryota, Fungi, Ascomycota, Leotiomycetes, Helotiales, Helotiaceae. The record is from the annotation of a GenBank genome assembly.
AGGCUUCACUUGCUUCACUGCCACCGUGUAACAACCAUAGCCAUCGUGCUCGCCGAGCACCUCAGGGCAGUCACAAGCGCGGCAAUCGGCACGGAUACCCUGUGAUCCCAGAUGGAUUUAUAGGUUCUCUCCAAGAAGACUCUUUUACCGAUUUGUGGAUUUUUGUAUACCCUCGAUCAUCGACGGACGACGCUUCUACGAACGGAACGCCAUGCGCAUCCAUCAACAUGCAGCCACCACUCCCGGAAGCAUUUGAGGAUGAUGCCUUGCGCAUCCCCGUCGUCUCGUUCCUGGGUCCCAUUUCUUCAUACACUCAUCAGGUAGUCUACACUCUUAGUCAUUUUAUGCGUCCCCCUUGGUCCUGUGGACUGACCGAUUUCGAUCUUGCGCAGGCGGCGCUCUCGAGCUUCGAAGCCGAUCGGUAUAACUACGAGCCCGCGGAUAGUAUCACAGGUAAUACAUGUCUUGAUAUAUUUUGUAUUUUCAUAUUUUUUCAUCUGCGGGAUUGUCGGGUCUGACACGGGGUUACGGCAGAUGUGUUCACGGCUGUGCAAUCUGGCGAGGCGGAAUUAGGAGUUGUACCUUUUGAGAAUUCCACGAAUGGGGCGGUUAUCUUUACUUUCGAAUUACUCGCAGAUCGUCAUGGACGGUUUCCCGAUAUCACGGUGACGGCAGAGGCCUAUCUCGAUGUCAGCCAUUAUCUACUUGGUCGCAAGAGUGCUCGCGGUGUCGCUAGUUCGCAACCCGAUUCUGCGCCUGGCACACCAACUCCUGCGAAUGCGAAGCCCAUUCCACCGCGGACGAUGCCUUUAUAUGAUCUCAAGCAUAUCAAGAGACUCUAUACACAUCCCCAGGCUUGGGGACAAUGCGAUAUUUUCCUAGGUGCCUACCUGAAGGGAAUUGAACGUAUCGAUGUUAGCUCCACGAGUCGCGCGGCCGAAAUGGUGAGUGAGGAUACGACGGGUACCAGCGCAGCAAUCGCCAGCAGCUUAGCAGCGGAGAUGCAUGGCCUCGAUGUCCUAGCGAGAGGAAUUGAGGAUAGAGCAGAUAAUACCACGCGCUUUCUGAUUAUUCGAAAGGGGGUGGAUGAGGAGGCGAAGAAGUCGAAGAAUAAGACCAAAUCCCUGAUCUCUUUUACCAUUGAUCAUCGAUCUCCGGGCUCGUUGGCCAAGGUCCUGGACAGCUUUAGGUAUUAUGAUUUGAAUUUGACGAGUAUUAAUAGCCGGCCGACCAAGGUGGUUCCGUUUCAGUAUAUCUUCUUUGUCGAGUUUGAGGGAAGUAGGUUGAAUGAUCCGCUGGGAAAGGUCAAUGGGGCUCUGGAGGGAGUUGCGAGACAUGCGGAGGAUUGGAGAUGGCUGGGUAGCUGGGAUGAUAAACUUGUUGGGCAUAGAGAAAAUUGA